AUGACUAAAAGCCAGCUGAUAGAAGUAAGAUCAUUGGCGAGCCCAUUUGUGGUAGUGAAAUUAGCACUGGAAGCCAUCCGUAUUUUACUAGAGGAGAAUGUCGGCACUGAUUGGAAGGUCAAUUGUCUUACCCAAGCAUGCGGUCCUUUGGUCAAAUUGGCGAAAGCUCAGCUGCUGUACACUGGUAUGUUGCAUAAAGUGGCUCCACAUCGCAGCGAACUGAAGCGAUUAGAAUUCCAGGCUAAGAGGGAAACCACCGAAAGGAACGAAGUGAAAACACUCAUUGCACAACUAGAACAAAUGGUGCUACGUGUAAAAAGCACGAUGUUAUGA
Angiostrongylus costaricensis is the source of this 333-nucleotide messenger RNA. The record is from the annotation of a GenBank genome assembly. Lineage: Eukaryota; Metazoa; Nematoda; Chromadorea; Rhabditida; Metastrongylidae.